GCGAAAAAAGGAGUGUUGUUCGAGCUUUUGUUUUGCCUUCGUGUAAAAUUAUGAUUUUUCCAACUGAAACCAACUUUAAACUGGUGAUAUUACUGUAACCGCGAUGAUUUAGUUUGUCGACAAGCUAGCAGCAGUGGAUUUAAACGAAAUGGAGUUCAAAUAUGCCAGCUGGAUCGUUCUCAGUGUGGGUGUUUCCAUCAACGUCUUUGGACUGUUUUGGUUCAUUGCAAUCCUAAUUGGGCUGAUUGGAUUCCUGAUCGGAUUCCUUACUAUCCUGUACCUUCAACAUGGCGAUCUGGACAAAUUUCUCGAUAGUGGUUUGCUGGAAAAUCCCUUGGACGAGCCGAAAACACUCGGACUCAGCAUUGUAUGCGAUCAGAAGCCCAGUAGUAUGCUAAUAAUUUCACCCAACAUUAAAGUUCAAACCGAGUCUCGAAAGUCCAGGCUGCACGCUUCCUCGUCAUCUGAGCACGGAAAGCGACGCAAUCUCCUGGAUGCCGGCAUUGAGUUACUAUUCAAGAAACGAACCAGUGAAGGUACAUCCCCUUCUGGUGGCACCGGAAGCAACGGAAGUAGUGGGAGCUCUCAGAGCAAGUCGGGCUCAGGCUUGAUAACGGAUCACCUUAUGCACAAGGGCCAUUUGCACUUUCACCAAAAGGAUAAUAAAAUUCUAGAUAAUACACCACCGACGGGUACGACCUCGCAGCACGGGAAGCAACCUUCGCCGGGAGAGGAAAAGGCGGCUUCGAGCCGAUGGAGACCGUUUGAUAACAUUAAGAUUCAUACCGACAAGGGAAAAACAAUUCAACUGCAGCAGCAACCAUAUCAGGACGGCGUCGAUCGUCAGCCCCGGAAAAAGGAUGUAGGUGCCGUUCAGGUGGGAGAAGAAGUAACCGCCAGCUCGAGCUCGUCACCGCUGGCUUCGUUCAAAUCCUACAUCGCUCACCCGGAGAUCCUUCUGCAUCGGGAUUCCCCUCCUGGAUCACCGAAGAAAAAGAAAAUUCUCAGCGGAAACAAAGCGGUCGACAAACUGAUUCACACUAUCGUGGAUUACGUGCUGAGAGAUUUCAUCGACUCUUGGUACACGGUCGUCUCGGACAAUCGCGAGUUUAGCGAUUCCAACAUACGAACCAGCAUCGAAUCGCUGGUUUUCAAAGUGUGCCAACGAAUCAAAUCUGCCGAACUGCUUCCCCUGAUGACGACCAAGCUGAUCGAUGAUUUGGCACGUCAUACAAGGUUCUACCGGCUCGCCACGCAGGAUAACAGUAGCAAACAAGUGAAUGGGAGUGAUCAGAAGCGAAUGAAGAUCCACGAGAAGCUUUCUCCCCAGAAAAAGAACCAACGGGGAAACGGACAUCGAAGGAACAAAAGCGAAACCGAUCUUACGUGGCACUUGGGGAAUGCAGCUCUGCAGAAGAACGUAGCCAAUUCAAAGUUUUACGGUGGGCAAGCUGACGAACAAUCGUUGCUUGACCCAGAAGUUAUGCUGCUGAGCUCGUUCUUCGGGUUUUGUGACGAGUACAAACAAGAAUGUAUGGACGAGGAAGCAAUGCUAGAAUACUUCAAGCGCAUCGCUGAAACUGUAUUAUACUUCACCCUGCCGGAGGAAGAUUUCAACUGCCUGACGUUGCGAGCAUUGCUUUGUAACAUUCUGGCGAACAGUAUCCUCAAACCGAUGGUUAGCACUCUUACCGAUCCGGACUUUAUCAAUCUACAAAUAGCCAAGCACUUUACCAAAGAUCCCCCAAGCGGAGAAUUUCUGCUGAAGAUGAUCCGUCAGUCGCACGAUCUGUCGGAACUACGAGCCUGUCGGCAGCUAAUUACCAAAGAAAUGGACGCCAAGCAUAAAGAUGCAACCUACAGCUCCGAGCUGGCCAGUCUCAAAUACACGCAGAAGCUGAUCGACUUGAGAAUCAGUCACCUGCAGAACAACAAGACCGAUUUGGGCAAGAGUGAGAAAGAGAAGACGUCGUCCAAUUUGCCAUUGCUUAGACUGGAUGAUAUCCUGCGCAAGGAGCUGGCCGUUUCGUACUAUUUGGAUUACCUCAGUGUGUUGAAUUUGCAAAAAUAUGUGAUAUUUUACUUAACUGCUCAAGAGUGGAAACUUACAACGAGUCAGAGCUUCUCUGACAUACAAAUAAAUAAGUCCAAGUAUACCCGGGAUGAGGUAAUGCGCAUUAUACGAGAUAAAGCAUAUAAUAUUUAUCAAGAGUAUUUGGUCCCUACAUCUGCAAAUUACCUCAACAUUGAUCCCGGAUUGAUCGAGGCACUCGGCAUACGUGUUAAAGAUACCACCAUCAUGCCGGAGAAUACUUGGUUCGAUUCGAUUUGCAAAUACGUGUACGAGAAGCAGAAGAACGAGGAAGUAUUUUUGAACAAUUUCUAUCAAAGUUCGGCAUACAAGCAACUGCUACGAGAGUUGGAUUUCAACAACACCCAGGACCAUGAAAUGCCAUCACUGGACCAUUUGGGUAUCUCAAGUCAACUGGACAGUCUCAGUGAUUCCAACUCUGGCGAUAUCCGGUUCGACGAAACGGACGACGAUGAUGCGGUGCCCGGACCACCGAGUGGGCUAUUCCACAGUGAUAUCAAGGAAGAACACGAUAUUCGAGCAAGUUCAAUUCAAAAUACUAAAUCCAAUCUGCUUCCAACGGUAGCAAGCAUAAAGCAUGCUCGCUCGCACAGCGACUGUACUGGAAUGUAUUCUCAAAUCACCGAUUUCAACGUCGAUCAGUUGAAGUCAUCGGAUUGCUCAAGCAAUGAUUCUGCCAACGAACUCGCUAUGCCAUCUGGUCCAUCUCCAUCGGUAUCAUCUACAGAUGGAAAUCUACCCCAACCACCGGUAGAAAUUCUCAUCGAUAACAAAUCUGAAGACUCACUCGCAUUAAAGCAGAAACUUUCGGCCAGAAUUAUCAACACGGCAAUCCUUUACGAAGGGCAGUACGCCGUCUAUGCGGUUCAGGUGCAGGUCAUCGAAGAUAACCAGCAAAAGAGCUGGCACAUCUAUCGGCGAUACUCUAAAUUCUUGGAGCUAAAAAAGUUCCUGGUCAAACGAUUUCCGUCCCUAUCGAAGGUCCCAUUUCCAGCCAAGAAAGCAUUUCAGAAUACUCAACGAGCUGUGCUAGAGCAUCGGAUGGAAAUUCUGAAUCACUUCCUAGAAGAAAUCUGUGCCAAAGCGGAACAGAACGAGGAGAUGCGUGUUAUUGUGAGAAACUUCUUGGAACCUGAUACGGAUGAUCGUAGGAUGCACGGUGGAGCUGUGGUAAAAACGAUUGAAAGCUUCAAAUCCGGUAUGAGCAAAAUACGAAACAUGCCAGACACUCUGGUCGGUGGUAUUUCGCGAAUAUUCCUCGGCAAGGGACCUUUGAAGGAACGAACUUUCUACGAUAUUCAAGACAUACCAACGCUGGAAUUGAAGCAAUCCGAGUAUCCUGCCCUGGCAUCGGCGUUGGACCUGUUGGACGAAGUGUUUGACCUGCAGAACAAAUCACAAUGGCUGCGUAGAGGCUUGAUCAAUCGUCUGCUUGGUGCCCCAUGGGUCAGUCAUGCGACGAACAAAAAAAUUAUACAACUUGCUGGUUCCCUCCUAGCAAUGGAUAAGGUAGAAACCGUAUUGUCAGCUGUUUUGAACAACGUAUGGCCUGACGGCGACCGGUUUAAUCCUAAUCCACCGCUCCGGGAAGAUAGUACCAAACUGCGAACCAAACUAGCCGCCAAGAUUUCCCUUUUCGCACUGCUCUCCGACGACCUGAAACACGUCGUCGGAUCAGUGACGUGCAAUUCCGGGCUACUGAACUUUUUCCAAAUGUUGCAAAACAAAAAAUUGAACACACGCCUUUUGCUUGUCUUACUGGAUCACGUACUGAAAGUGGUUUUCCAAACGGACAGCAUGACCAAACACACCAUCACGGGCGGCGGUGGCGACGAGAGUGGUACCAUACGUAUCGGGACACCUUCGGGUUCUGCUGCGGGAUCUAGAAAAUCCUCAAAGCAUUACUGAGGUGAGGGCUAUCAGGAGACGCUAUUUAGAUGUAAACAUUCCGCCAUAUAGUAAGAACCCUGAAAACAAAUCAUCACUUGAUGUAAGUCUGGUUUUAUGUUACAUGAUGAUUAGAUAGUGGAUGAAGCAAUUUACGUUAGAAGGCAUUCACCAUACACGUAUAUUAUUUUUUAGCAAUUAGUAGAAAAAGUUCUACAGACAAUUAGGUUGAUAUUUUUAAAUACUUUUAUUUUUGAUUCCAUCCUCAUCGUGGGUUCUUUUUUGUUAGGAUUUGUUUUUGGUUUACUUACAUUUUGAGUACAAGACUUAUUACAAUAAAGAAG
This is a messenger RNA of Ochlerotatus camptorhynchus, 4323 nucleotides long. Its product is annotated as sorting nexin-13-like. Gene Ontology annotation, cellular component: early endosome. The coding region runs from base 149 to 4000 and encodes 1283 amino acids. Gene Ontology annotation, molecular function: phosphatidylinositol binding. The record is from RefSeq and is a predicted model, not a curated record. The transcript has 9 exons. Lineage: Eukaryota; Metazoa; Arthropoda; Insecta; Diptera; Culicidae.